Messenger RNA from Kickxella alabastrina, 1646 nucleotides. RefSeq names its product alkaline-phosphatase-like protein. Lineage: Eukaryota; Fungi; Kickxellomycota; Kickxellomycetes; Kickxellales; Kickxellaceae. Gene Ontology annotation, biological process: dephosphorylation. The record is from RefSeq and is a predicted model, not a curated record. Gene Ontology annotation, molecular function: alkaline phosphatase activity. Gene Ontology annotation, cellular component: fungal-type vacuole membrane. Bases 140 to 1636 code for a protein of 498 amino acids. The transcript has a single exon.
CACACUCCUAAUUUAUUGGCCAAAAUUCUUCAAAUUCGUUUUCAUUUUAUUUUAUUUGGCCAAAUAAACGCCCACUUUUAUUCAUUUUAUUGACUUUUUGCUCACAAAAAAAUUAAUUGGCUAAAAGAGGUGUUCAAUAAUGGCGCACAAAUGGAAUAUUUUUGCCAUUCUACUGUGCGCACUUGCUGUGAACGGUCAGACAUCAGCAAAAACAAGCGGCCCUCGUAACUUGAUAUUUAUGAUUUCAGACGGCUUUGGUGUGGCAUCCGAAGCGCUCGCGCGUUCAUACACCCAGCAAACCACUGGCUACCCUUCAAACUGGGGCAGCGCGCUAGACAGCAUUCUCGUCGGACUAACGCGCACUCGUUCAAACGACACUCUUGUGACAGACUCAGCAGCAGGAGCCACGGCAUUUUCCUGCGCACAGAAGAGCUUCAACGGCGGUAUCGGCAUAAGUGCAGAUGGAAGGCCCUGCGGAACCGUGCUGGAAGCCGCCAAGCGCAAAGGGUACGUUACUGGGCUAGUAACCACGGCGAGGAUCAGCCACGCAACGCCCGCGGCAUUCGCUGCUCAUGCAGCUGAUCGCAACAUGGAGGACUUGAUUGCCCAGCAGAUGGUCGGCAUUGGAUUAAACUCUUCUGCAAACGGCAGAGGCAGCGUGGACUUGAUGUUUGGCGGUGGGCAGUGUUAUUUUUUGCCCAAGAGUAACAAAGCCGGAUGCCGGUCAGAUGAUGUCGACCUAUGGCAGACAGCGCAAUCCCAGGGGUUCACGACCUUGAAUAACCGGCAGCAGUUUGAUAGCCUCGCUUUCGAUGCGCCGCUGCCCGUAUUGGCGCUGUUUGCGCCGAGCCAUAUGGCCUAUGAAAUAGAUCGUAAUCCGGCGGAGCAGCCAUCGCUCAGCGAAAUGACAGCCAAGGCGCUUUCCCUCCUGCGCUCGGCAUCAGCCAAUGUGCCAGCAGACCAUCCAGGGUUUAUGGUGAUGAUUGAAGGUGCGCGCAUCGACAUGGCCGGCCACGACAACGAUCCAGCAACGCAUCUCCAUGACAUUUUAGAGUACUGGAAGACUAUAAACGUCGUGCGCAACUUUAUCUCCCUCAACCCGUCCACGCUCCUGGUCAGCACCUCCGACCAUGAAACUGGCGGUUUGACAUUGGGCAUUGAGCCUGAGUACGCAUGGUACCCGUCGGUGCUCAAACCAGUUCAGCGCUCAGCAGAGGUAAUUUGCAAGGAGCUGCACCGCAUGACAAGCAGAGCCCAGUUAGACCGGCAUAUUGCAGGGGUGGUUAUGCCGCAGUACCUGGGCAUCACCGAUGGCUCGGCUGCUGAAGUUUCAACUGUCUCAGAGGCCAUUCAAAGCGGAUUCAAGGCGUGUAAGCGGGCGGUCGGCCAUGUAGUCUCGGCCCGUGCGCGCAUUGGGUGGACCACAAGCGGACAUACAGGUGCUGAUGUUGGGCUUUACGCAUAUGGCAACGGCAGCGAGGCAAUGAGGGGGAGCAUGGAUAAUACGCAGGUCGGAGGAUUUCUGGCCUCGUACUUGGGCGUUGACCUGGACAGUGCCACGAAGGAAUUGACAAAUCUGUCUACAUUUCAAAAGGACUUUGAAAAGAAGCGACGGCAUAAGCAUGAGCACCCGUGAAAACGGCAAC